ACACCUUUCAAACAUGUUGUACAAGUCUUUUAAGCACAACUAACACAAUUAUAUCCUCACUUUCCAAUAAUACCCUUAUGAAAACAAACAAAUCCUGAUCCUACCAUCCAUCUUCACAUGAAUCAUGAUCCUACCGUCCAUUACUCUUCACACGGAUCAUGAUCCCUUACUCGCAGAUCUCAUUUUCAAAAGCUUCCAAAACAUUUCCCCCAGAUUGUCAAAUUCCUCUCUCUGCAUUUUCAAAUUUUGAAUUCCCAAAUGAAAAGAGAAGAGAGGGAGACAAAGAGAGAACGAGAAAUAGAGAGAGAGGCGAUGGAGAAGGAGAGCCGGGUUUAUGUCACCGAAGCAGAACAGAUGACGGCUUAGGGUUUCACGUCUAAUCCCGAUGACGGCGGUUAAGGUUGCUUCUCCGGUAGCGACCUAAGGAGGCUGAGGUGAUGAGCUGAAGUGCGGAUGAACGACUGUUAUGGUUCACUAGGGUCAAUUGCCGCACCCCAUGUGACAGAUAGUACAGAUCUCUUGUCGGAGGAGGUUAUGGCGAUCUACCUACCAUGGAUGUUGUUGUGACUCUGGACCAAGUUCCUCGAUGGAGUCAUGUAGAUUUAAGAUGUUCAUAUGAAUCCGAAGAAGACUGAAGAUUACACUUUCCGGACCCGUUAACUGUAUAUUUUGAGACUGAGAGCAGUGGAAUGGUAUGGUUUCUAGAUUUCCAGUUGAUGUUGAAAUAAACUCCAAGAUUUUUUUGUGGAGAGGUAACCCCUGGAAUCUGGAAGUUGAUGCUGUUGUCAACUCUACAAAUGAGUCUUAUUACAGAACAUGGAUAAAGCACACUGCAGCCCUGGUUUGCAUGAUGCAGCUGUGCCUGGUCUUGCUGAAGAAUGCGCGAAGAUGUUAACAACUUGGAGACUUCCAUUGCAAGAAGCACAUUAUACCAGAGCCUACCUCCUGAUAUAGAAUUAUAUUAUCGGUCCAGACUAGCUUUAUUUCAUGUAGAUAAAGAGCUCGAUGUUCCUGCUAUUAAAGCCAAAAUUGAAAGAAGCGCUAUGUUGGUUUUCCCAAUAGCCGUAACCACAGCAAAGGCUCAUCAUGGAUUUGGUUGGGUUGGCGAGUGGCGGACACCAGGUGAGUCACAAAUUUUUCAGUAUCUCUUUACCACUGGAAAUUAUACGGCUUGGGUAACAGGUCAAGUCAAAAUCUGAAACUAUGAUAAGCGUAUCAAACUGGACAACAUAGAUUCUGUUAAUCUGUUAGAUAUACAGACAAAAGGGCCAACAUAAGCUUAUAUCGUUGAACUAUUGUUGUUUGACAAAUAAAAUGAAGAUUGAUGCAGAGCUUGAGAAAAUUCGCUAAUCAGCUUGAGGUGUGGAAAUUGAACCUGUGUGUUGAUUGUUGACAAGAGGUUCUUGAAUGUGAAUGUGAAACUGCUUUUUUUUUUUUGUGGUGUAUAACUAAAAAGUAAAAAAAAAUAUUUGUAAUGGUUAUACAAUAUUCAUCUGUUGUAAACUCUGGAUGCUUUAAUCUGUAUGUAUGAAUAAACACAAGGGUUUGUAUUAUGAUAAGAUAAACAUCAAUAAUUAAUGUGACAAUCAAACAAUUCAUACAAGCCCUAU
Helianthus annuus (common sunflower) is the source of this 1610-nucleotide messenger RNA. RefSeq names its product protein PSK SIMULATOR 3-like. The coding region runs from base 879 to 1199 and encodes 106 amino acids. Lineage: Eukaryota; Viridiplantae; Streptophyta; Magnoliopsida; Asterales; Asteraceae. The transcript has 6 exons. The record is from RefSeq and is a predicted model, not a curated record. Gene Ontology annotation, biological process: positive regulation of growth.